Messenger RNA from Aspergillus wentii DTO 134E9, 1391 nucleotides. It is a transcript of the gene pex19, whose product is annotated as putative peroxisomal membrane protein receptor Pex19. The coding region runs from base 150 to 1217 and encodes 355 amino acids. The transcript is spliced from 2 exons. Gene Ontology annotation, biological process: protein import into peroxisome membrane. The record is from RefSeq and is a predicted model, not a curated record. Gene Ontology annotation, cellular component: peroxisomal membrane; peroxisome. NCBI's taxonomy places the organism in Eukaryota, Fungi, Ascomycota, Eurotiomycetes, Eurotiales, Aspergillaceae.
CCAAAUGAGAAUCCCACCGAUCCAUUCUUCACAUGCAGAAACGAACCACACAUCAGACUCCUCGCCCACGCAGACCAAGCCUUUCCUCAACACGCACCCCCAUCCACCUCCUACUCCUGUGAAUUCGUUCUCUUUACUAGUUUGGAAUCAUGGUGAACUCCGCGUCGCCCGGCCAAGCGGGCGACAUCAAGCACGAUGACACAACUGUGCCACCCGUGAGCAGCGGCCAGGAGAAUGUCAGUGCUGUUAAAGAUAGCGGGGAUGGCUCGACGACAACACCCGCGCCUGUCGAACAGAAGCAACAAAAUAGAAACGAAGCCGAUGAUGACGAGGAUGAGGACUCUGAUUUUGAUGAGUUGGACGAUGUCCUGGAUGACUUCUCCAAACCCAAACCCUCCGCAACACCCAGUCAACAAGAACAGCCCCAACAGCAACCGCAAUCUGCCGACAUGCCCGAGGAUUUCGACGAGGAUGCCUUCAUGAAGCAACUCGAGCAAGACAUGGCUAGCAUGAUGGGCGGCGCUGGCGCAGGUUCUGCCCCGGAACUCGGAACCAAAGAUCAAGAGGGUUUCGAGGAUACCAUCAACCAAGGCGCAGAUGCAUUCACCAAGCACCUCGAGGAGAGUGGGAUCCCCCCGGGCGACUUUCUCAAGGAACUUCUUGCGGAUGUCAUGGCCGGCGGUGAUGGUGGUGCUGGCGGUGCUGCCGAUGCCGCCACACAAUCUGGUCCGGGUUCCUCCGCUGCUGGUGGUAGUGAGGGCGGUGCGGUGCCGGAAUCAUUCAAUGAUGCCAUCCACCGUACUAUGAACCGCAUGCAGGAAUCCGGAGACAAGGCCACCGCGGCCGCGGAGCAGGAUGACUCUGCUGACGACAUGAUCGCGCAGCUCCUCAAGGCGGUUGAGGCGGGCGGUGAAAGCGGCGACGGCGACCUUACCAAGAUGUUCAUGGGUAUGAUGGAGCAGUUAUCGACCAAGGAGAUGCUGUACGAUCCCAUCAAGGAACUGCAUGGCAAGUUCGGUCCUUGGCUGGAGAAGAACAAGGGCAAGGUCUCCGAGGAGGAGAUGGCCAAGUACCAGAAACAGGCUCUUGUUGUGUCGCAGAUGGUCACCAAGUUUGAAGAGCCGGGUUAUUCAGAUGAGGAUCCCAAGUGUCGGGAGUAUGUGUGGGCGAGGAUGCAAGAGGUGUGUUUCUCCAUUCUUAAUUUCACGCAAUACUGACAAAUUCAGAUGCAAGCUGCAGGAAACCCCCCAGAGGAGAUUCUUGAAAACCCUCUUGCAGGCUUUGAUGGCGGCGGCGGUCUGCCCGAGUGCCCGCAGCAAUAAACCAAAAACGUCGGUAGGAUCUAACUACGAUAGCUCUUUAUACUUUGGGUAUAUUCAAGUUUAUUUCAU